AUGUUGAAGCCGGGACUCAUGAUGAUGUUGGCAUCGGCCGCCGUGGCCUCGGCGCGCCAGUGCCGGAACUUGACGGUGCCCGUGUCAAUCAGCUCGCGCAACGCCAUCUUGGACCUGGUGCCUCCGUCCACCGAAAUCGAGGUGACGAACCUGCUGUUGAACAUGGCCCGGCCCGGCAUCAACGGCACCGCCAACGUCGUGAAGGGAUACAAGACGGUGUCGGGAGACUACCAGCUCGCGGCCACGUAUUGCGAACCCGACGGCGGCCCCGGCCACGCUCUCCAGAUCCUCACCCACGGCGUCGGCUUCGACCGCAGCUACUGGGACCUCUCCUUUGCCAACUACAAGUACAGCUACGUCAACCGCGCCCUCGACGCCGGCUACUCGACGCUUUCGUGGGACCGCCUCGGCAUCGGCCGCUCGUCGCACGGCCACCCCGUCGACGAGAUCCAGCUCCCGCUCGAGAUCUCGGCCCUCAAGGCCCUGACCGACGCUGCGCGCGGCGGCCACCUCUGCGGCGUUGCGCACGCCUUCCGCAAGACUGUCCAUCUGGGACACUCGUUCGGCUCGGCCAUGACGUACAGCCUCGCCGCCAUGUAUCCCAACACCACCGACGCCAUCGUCCUCACCGGCUUCAGCCAGGUGCCCCAGUUCAUGGCCUACUUCGCCCUCGGCGGCAACUUCGCCCCCGUCGCCGACAACCGCCGCCUCUCCUCGCAGUACGCCGCCGGCUACAUUGCCCCCAAGGACAGCAUCGGCAUCCACAUCAACUUCUUUGGGCCCGACGACUUCGACACCGAGCUCCUCCGGCUCGCCACCGAGACCGGCCAGCCCGCCGCCGUGGGAGAGUUGCUGACCGUCGGCUCCGUCCCCAAGUCGAGCGAUUUUCGCGGUCCCGUCAUGGUCAUCACCGGUGAUCGUGACAUCCCCUUCUGCGGCGGCAACUGCAUGGACACAAAGGCCAUCGACGACUCCGCUGCAAACCUGAUCGAGUACUCGAGGGGCAGUUUCAAACACGCCUCCGCCUUCCAGGCGACUGUUGUCCCCAAGGCCGGCCACGGGCUCAACUACAACUCCAACGCCCCCGACGUGUACCGGUCCAUUACGGAUUUCCUAAAAGCAACGUUUUAG
Molecule: messenger RNA, 1131 nt
Organism: Metarhizium album ARSEF 1941
Lineage: Eukaryota; Fungi; Ascomycota; Sordariomycetes; Hypocreales; Clavicipitaceae
Exons: 3
Coding region: 1-1131 (376 amino acids)
Source: RefSeq, a predicted model, not a curated record